Molecule: messenger RNA, 1843 nt
Organism: Vigna umbellata (rice bean)
Lineage: Eukaryota; Viridiplantae; Streptophyta; Magnoliopsida; Fabales; Fabaceae
Source: RefSeq, a predicted model, not a curated record
AAAGGGCAUAAAACCCUGUAGCUAGGGGCUCUCGAAAAAGGGAAGUAAGGGAUAUUCCUCCUCACCCUUUUUGAUUCCCAAACCCAAACACUGCAGUUGCAGAGACAGCGGCUUCUACCCUUAUCCACAACCAUAACCAGAGUCAAAUCCACUUCACCCUUCUGAGUUCCUCUUCAUUUUACACUGAUUUCGAUUUCUCUCAAGGAGUGUGCUGAAAGUAGUUAGAGGAUCCUCUGAUUGAGAUGGCUCAAUUGCUAUCAUCCUCUUACUCCUUGACUAUCUGCUUUAGAAAUAAACCUUACUUAAAACCUGUUAAGCAAUGCUCGACACCAUUUUCAAUAGCGGUUUCUUCCAAUAAUUCUAAACCUUCAUCUAGAGGGUUUUUCUUGCAAGAACAGAAGCUAAGAAAACAUUCUCUAUCAGUACAUGCUGCUGCAGUUUCAACUAGCCAGGAAACCCCAGUUCAAACUAGCUCUGGUAAUCCUUUUAAACCACAGAGAGUCAUGGUCAUUGGUGGAGAUGGAUACUGUGGUUGGGCAACUGCUCUCCACCUUUCUAACAAGGGCUAUGAGGUUGCCAUUGUUGACAGUCUUGUGCGACGCCUUUUUGAUCACCAGCUUGGACUGGAGUCUCUAACACCAAUUUCCUCCAUCCAGAAUCGUCUUCAGUGUUGGAAAUCUCUCACUGGAAAAAAUAUUGAGCUCUACAUUGGAGACAUAUGUGAUUUUGAGUUCUUAUCUGAAACCUUCAAGACAUUUGAACCUGAUGCUGUUGUCCACUUUGGGGAACAACGGUCUGCUCCUUACUCUAUGAUAGAUCGGUCAAGAGCUGUGUAUACCCAACAAAACAACGUUGUUGGGACACUGAAUGUGCUCUUUGCCAUAAAAGAGUUCAGAGAGCAGUGUCAUCUAGUUAAGCUUGGGACCAUGGGUGAAUAUGGGACCCCAAAUAUUGACAUUGAGGAAGGUUACAUUACCAUUACUCACAAUGGAAGAACAGACACGUUGCCAUAUCCCAAACAAGCUAGCUCAUUCUAUCAUCUAAGCAAGGUACAUGAUUCACAUAACAUAGCUUUCACUUGCAAAGCUUGGGGCAUUCGAGCAACUGACUUGAAUCAAGGAGUGGUAUAUGGGGUAAGGACAGAUGAGACUGCACUGCAUGAAGAGCUGUAAAACAGGUUUGAUUACGAUGGAAUAUUUGGAACUGCAUUAAACCGGUUCUGUGUUCAGGCUGCUGUUGGUCAUCCUCUGACUGUGUAUGGUAAAGGAGGCCAGACUAGGGGCUUCCUUGACAUAAGAGAUACAGUUCAAUGUGUUGAGCUUGCUAUUGCAAACCCUGCGAAGCCAGGGGAGUUCCGAGUCUUCAACCAAUUCACUGAGCAGUUUUCAGUGAAUCAGCUUGCCGACCUUGUUAACAAAGCUGGUGAGAAGCUGGGCCUUGAUGUGAAAACUAUCCAUGUGCCUAAUCCAAGAGUUGAGGCAGAAGAGCAUUACUACAAUUGCAAGAACACUAAACUUGUUGAUCUGGGACUCAAACCACACUUUCUUUCAGAUUCUCUCCUUGAUUCAGUGCUGAACUUCGCUGUUCAGUACAAGGACCGUGUUGACACUAAACAAAUUAUGCCUAGUGUGUCUUGGAAAAAAAUUGGAGUCAAAACAAAAACUGUUACAGCCUAAGAAGAUGGGGUAGUACAUGGCUGCAGGCAUAAUUGUAUAUCAUGCAUGAUGUGUUAGGUUAUGUUAUGCUGCAUUGCCAUGAAUACUAAAUUUUUUGUAUUAUAUGAUUUCUGUGAAACCUUCAUACUUCAUACCCUCUUUAUGUAGAGUACAUUUUCACGGUUCAA